Penaeus monodon (black tiger shrimp) is the source of this 2932-nucleotide messenger RNA. RefSeq names its product serine-rich adhesin for platelets-like. The record is from RefSeq and is a predicted model, not a curated record. The transcript has 2 exons. Lineage: Eukaryota; Metazoa; Arthropoda; Malacostraca; Decapoda; Penaeidae. The coding region runs from base 1854 to 2405 and encodes 183 amino acids.
UAUUAUGAAUGCAUUUGGUAUUGAUACUAAGCUGCACACCCCAACUCAAAACUGCUGUCUGUGGAAGAGCUAUGCCGCUAGCCAUUUUCUCGCUCGCGUCAGUGAAUCAACAUUGCUCAUGUUGCAGUUCAUGGCAUAAUGUUGUCGCAGAAUUCAAGCAUACCUCUUUUGCUGUGAUUAUAUCUGCAACAAGUCAUGACUAAAGGCGGCUAAGAUCCAGUAUUGCUAAUUGCAUUCCAGCCCUUCCUCUCAUCCCUACCAUCAUCCCCAAGAGGAAUGCUGCCAGCCUAUGAUAGAGCCACAGAAAAGAGGGCAAAGAGAGAAAGAGAGCCACAGCAAGCCAGAAUCCCUCUGCCUCUUCAGCCUCUCGCUAUCUCUGCGCUGUAGAUACUACUCCUCAUCUGUGAAAAAAAAAAAAAAAGACUGUUUACAAACCCAUAUGCGAGGGAAACUGUGACGUCCUCUUGUAAUACGAAGUGAUUUUGCUGACAGGACUGUGAUACCUCAACUUUCAGCUUUCGAGGUCCCGACCAACGCAACCACCUCAGCAACUACCUGCACAGCCACCGUGACCGCACCUCCUAUGUUUGAUAGUGUGUCUUCUUCGUUUGAGUUCGACUCUAGUGGCCUUUUAAUGAAAACUAGAAAGCCGAUUAAAGGUCAGGGCAUAGGCUUCCGUCAAAGGGAGCCUGGGUUGUGACUUCGUUUUUCUUUUUCCUUUUCUUUUUCUUUCUUUUCUUCUAUUUAUCAGCUUCUUUUUUUUAUUAUUAUUUCUUUGUUUGUUACUUAUAAUUGCUUGAUAUUUUUUUUUUUUUUCUUGAAAGAGGUGAUAUUUACUCUUUUUUUAUAUUAAUUUCUAAGUAUCAGUUAUUGCUCGAGUUCUCUUUUAGCAAAAUCAUAAAAAAAGGGAAAAUACUUCGCAAUAACUGUGCACUCAUUUUGCUUAAGGUAUACCUAGUGUGUGGCUUCUGUGGCAGACAUUGGAAGUUUCUAGAAAAUGGAAGCAGUCUAGCGUAUCAUCAUGAUUUAGUUUGCACGUCGUCACUUUUCAGUUUUUGAUAUAUAUUCUUAUCACAGUAUUUUUGUUUGUUCGUUUUACUAUUUUUGUUUUUUGUUAUGUUAUUGAUGCUGAUGUUAUUUAAUAUUUUUGGGGGGGUCAUUUUGAUUUUUUUAAAUGUUAUUAUGUAUUUGGAAAUAUAUAUUUUUGUUUUUUUUUUUAUUAGAGUUUUGUUUUUUUCGUUGUAUCUUUUUUGGAAAAGUCAUGUGUCUGAAUAAAAUUUCAGAUACUGUGAUGGAUUUUUUUAGCAGUCUUUUUAGUGGUUCCUCUGAAACAACCUCAACUGCUGCUGCUACAACAACUACUAUUACUACCACUACUACAACAACUACAAUCACUGCUUCAUCUACUUCUACUUCUGCUCCUCCUCCUACUUCCACAACUACAACCAAUAGUAAAGUUUUGCCACUUUCUUCUAGUAAGGUCUCUCCUGCACCUCCUCCUUUAGAAUCAUCUAAACCAUCUGUUCAAGAUAAGAGUGAGAAGAAAGGUUAGCAGUGUUUGCUUUUGGAGUUUGGUUACAGUUUUUGUAGUUUUUAUGUGUAUUAAAUCUUUCUUUUCUUUUUUUUUCUUUUUUUUUCCUUGUAUGAAAUUUUUGCAUGGUUAUUUUCUGCUGUUCUUUGUUUUCCUAUAUUUCAUUAGUUUGGUUAGUAUGUUCAUUGUCUUUUCAGAUGGGAACAUGUUUAUCAUGUAUUUAUUCUUGAUUUAUUAUUAUUAUUUUUUUUCUUUCAUCAUACUUUAGUAUCAAUAGUUUCAUUUAGUAUCACUGUAGCUUCUCCUGUUUCCAGAAUCGGUAAUGGGAUUUUUUGGGAAUUUCAUAUCAAGCAAAGUGGCACAGGCCACUGAUGUGACAAAGCAGGCUGCGCAGGCUGCAGGAAUCACAGACAAAGUCACAGAAGCCACAGAUAAGACCUUAAGCACAGAGGCUGAUAGCGUAAAAGAAAAACCCGUCAUGGAGGAGAGUGUUAGUGACGAAAAGGUCACUAAGCAUGAUGCGCUUGCUUCCCACGCAGAGCAGAAGUCUGGUCAGGGCUGCCCCGAGACCAAAGAGGCAGUUGGUACAGUGACCCUUUGCGAAAAGGAGGAUGCGAGUGAGCCCAAGGGCACUCCAUCAUCAUCUCAAGUGGAAAAAGCAGAAGCAGAGUCAAAAAAUGAAAGCGAACAAGAGAAAGAGCAACCACGAAGAGGGUUUUUUAGCAAUUUCAUGAGUGCCACAAAAGCCUCUUUGACUAGGGCUGCCACUGUAGUGAAGGAGGGGUCAGCCAAGACAACCACUGACCUAGCUCCUGAAGGGGACGUGGCCAAGGAAGAGGGCAACAAGGAGGUGGAGUCUUUUAACUGGAUAUGAUUCCUUAUUAUGCUAGUUUAGUAGAGUUCUCUCUCCACCUCAUAAAGCUCAUGAUUGAUUAUAGCAUAUGACAUGCUGUGAACUAGAGAUUUCUCAGGCUCCCUCUGGCAUAUGGCUUAUACUUACAUGACAUGAAUAUAAAUAUGUAUAUACAAUUUUUUUCUUUCUUUUUUUGAUCUCCAUCAUAUUUUGUACAUAUAUUUUAACACUCUCUUCAGAAAAAAAACAGCAAAUUAGAGCUAAAUAUUGCUGAUUAGGAAAGGAGUUUCUGUAUUGUGUGCCUGUAUGCAGUUAGAGAGGGUUCUCUUUUAACACCCUGCUUGUAGAAUACAUGGCUGAUCUAAUCUCAUCUCAGAAUUUUAAAACCAGUGAUAAUGAUAAUAAUUUAGCAAUAGGCUAGACUUAUUCUUCUUUUCCUUUUAGAAGAAUAGUUUUUUAUGUGCAUUCUUAGGUCUCUUGAAUUUGUGUACAAUACCCAGCUAUGAUAGCCUUUCAUAUUGCUCAGGGAUUUACCAGUGUUUCUCAAG